AUGACGCGUGCGACGACGACGCCGUACCAGUACCAUCGCCGGCGAGCUUUACUAAUGCGCUUACUUUCGGUCAUCUUCUCGUUUGGCGCUCUCCGCGCGGCUGCGGCGACGUGCGAGAACGAGAUCGACUACGUCGCAGUUCGGGAGAGAUUGGUCGAGAAAAUCGAAACGGCACGCGUAAACUACGAGCCGUUCGCGCACGUGUUCAUGGAAAACGUCUUUCCCGAGGAGGUGUACGAUUGCAUUCUCGAGCAUCUUCCGACGCGAUUGGGGUCGUACAGACCGAUGGAGAAGAACAGAAAAAGACACUUCAUACCUCUUAUCGACAGACUUGGUGGCACACAGACGAAGGUGCCUUUUUGGAGCGAGCUCUCGAAGGUAACUCUGGGGUCAGACGACGUUCGCGACGCGUACGUGCGGAAGUUCAGAACGACGAUCGAGUCGAGAUUCAAAACGAAAGUGGAGACGGUGCUGAAGACGAUCCAACUCAAUCACCGUCUGGACCUGACUCGAGAUUUCCCCGGGUAUUCAAUACCACCGCAUACGGACACGAACGAUAAAGCGGUGACGAUACUGUAUUACUUGGCAAAGAAGGACGGGAAAUCGAAGACGUCGAUGGGAACGAGGACCUACGUCUCGAAGAAGAACGAAAGUGACGCGUGGAAAGAUGGUAUCGCGUCGGCGGCGAAUAACUUCAAAGGAUUUACGGAAGUCGAGAGCGCUCCUUUCGUGCCAAACGUGGUUUUCGCGUUUGCGCCGUGUUGGUCGAGUUGGCAUGGCGUGAAAAGCAUAGGAAAUAGCGAAAGAGAUACGAUUCAGGGAUUCAUCACAAUAGAGCAAUUAGCGAACAAGAAGGAAAAAAAAACACAUUUUUCGAGAACUUUGGAAGGAAAGUUGCUUGUAUCGCAAACCCAGACACAAAUUCCAUUGGAAUGGACGCCUCCCCUCCGCAAAUAUCUUCGGAGGCGGAGGAAGUUCUGCGUGAGAUGA
Molecule: messenger RNA, 990 nt
Organism: Bathycoccus prasinos
Lineage: Eukaryota; Viridiplantae; Chlorophyta; Mamiellophyceae; Mamiellales; Bathycoccaceae
Exons: 2
Coding region: 1-990 (329 amino acids)
Source: RefSeq, a predicted model, not a curated record